Messenger RNA from Corticium candelabrum, 1005 nucleotides. Its product is annotated as signal peptide, CUB and EGF-like domain-containing protein 3. The transcript is spliced from 4 exons. The annotation marks the transcript as partial. Lineage: Eukaryota; Metazoa; Porifera; Homoscleromorpha; Homosclerophorida; Plakinidae. The record is from RefSeq and is a predicted model, not a curated record.
UGCUCACAGGGCCAGUACUCGUCCGAAAACCGAACAGAUUGUACUGACUGUCCACCAGGAUUUCGCUGUAUCUCGACGGACAGUUUGCCGUCUCCUUGCUCAGCUGGUGACUACAGCACUGGGUCUGCCGUUUUGUGUACUCGAUGUCCGGCUGGAUACUCGUGUCUUAUGCCAACGAAUUUGCCUGUUGCGUGUACGGCUGGGACGUAUAGUAGUGCAGGGUCUGUGUCGUGUACGACGUGUCUGAAGGGUUUUGCUUGUCCGAAUAUUUCCGAUCCGACGACGAUGAGCGAGUGUGUGCCGGGAUCGUUUUCGGUUGGAGGGAAGCAGCAGUGUACGUUGUGUACGAUUGGGAAGUUCUGUCCGGAUACAAAGUCUGACUCCCAACUAGAUUGCCCUCCUGGAACUUACACCGACACACCUGGACAACCAGCAUGCACUCCAUGCCCAGCUGGCAGUCAAUGUCCAACCACCGAUGGUGUGGGCAUCACAGAAUGUGCUUCUGGCUACUACAGCACAGGAAGGGCUACCGAGUGUAUUAAAUGUCCAGCAGGAUUCAAGUGUCCAUACAAAGACAGAAACGUUGUCAUCAAGUGUGCGGCUGGAUCAAUCUCUACAGAAGCGUCUACAACGUGUGUGGAGUGUCCUGCUGGUUAUAAGUGUUCAACACCGGAUGGAGGUGAAGUUCCUUGCUCAAAUGGGUAUUACUCACUCGGCAAUCAGUCGCACUGUUUUGGUUGUCCGGCUGGUUUCGCUUGUCCGGAUAAAGAUGCUAGUCCUGUUGCUUGUGAUCCUGGCUGGUAUUCUGUUGGUGUGGCUAUUGUGUGUACUGAAUGUACUCGUGGACACUACUGCCCACACACAGAUGAAGAAGAACGUGCUUGUCCUGUGGGAACUUACAGUGACCAACCUGGAGCAAUUGCAUGUAACGUCUGUCCUGCAGGCUACCAGUGCUCAGAUCCAAAAAAGUUACACAGGAUAUGGAUAAUGAGAAACAUGAAGUAA